GCAGCGCGCGGGGAGGAAAACGCCGUUCUUGGCUUGCACUGAUUGGCUUUUCUACCCGCUCGGGAAAGACGUUUCUGGAAGGGAGCUGCCUGUACAGAACGGGGGCACGUGGGAAAGAAGCCCAAGCAGCCGGCACCAGCGCGCCAGCACUCUGCAGCGGGAGGAGAGCAGGUUCCCUCCCGCCAGAUGGCGCUGUCGAGCUUUCCCCUGGCCUCCUACUCCAGUCCUCAGAGGCCCCAGCCGCAGCGGCCGCUCUAGCCGACCUGCGCAGGCUCUGUGGUUCCGGGCGGAAGUGAGGCGCAGAGCGGAACGGCCUCUGGUGACAUUUUCUUGGGGCGGCGCGGACGACUGAAGGGAAUUGGUGGUAGAGGCUGCGGAGGCGGCGAGGUUCCCUUGGCCCCGGCGGGGGCGCUGACUGCGACCCUCUGCUGGUUGCCGGGGCUUGUGCCUAGGAAGAGAAGGCGGCGGCGGCCGACGCGUCCCUAGUCACCGCGACCGGGAGAGUCCCGGCCCGGUGUCCGUGCGUGCCCCGACGGGGCGCGCGGAGCGGGCGAGGAGGUACGGCGCAGCAGCGGAGUGCAGUGUGAUUGAACCCAGGUGUGCUUAACUGAGGAUCCACAUCCCCAGCCCUCUUCUAUUAUUUUGAGAUAGAGUCUCACUGAAUUGGGUAAGACCUUGCUCAAUUGCUGAGGCAUACCGGAACUUGUGGUCCUCCUGCUGUAGAUGGUAUUAAGGUUGCUUUCCUGUUGCAUCUUUGAUAUCAUUUCCUAGACACUGCUCCAUGAUUUAACUUGAAAUUCUGAAAUGAAGAUGGAAGAGGCAGUGGGAAAAGUUGAAGAACUCAUUGAGUCUGAAGUCCCACCAAAAACAUCUGAACAAGAGACAGCCAAGGAGGAAGAUGGAUCUGUAGAACUGGAAUCUCAAGUUCAGAAAGAUGGCGUAGCAGAUUCUGCAGUUCUUUCUUCAAUGCCUUGCUUGUUGAUGGAACUGAGAAGAGACUCUUCUGAGUCUCAGUUAGCAUCCACAGAGAGUGACAAGGCGACAACUGGUCGAGUUUAUGAGAGUGACUCCUCUAAUCAUUGCAUGCUUUCCCCUUCCUCUAGUGGUCACCUGGCUGAUUCAGAUACAUUGUCUUCUGCAGAAGAAAAUGAACCCUCCCAGGCAGAAACAGCAGUGGAAGGAGACCCUUCUGGAGUGUCUGGUGCCACAGUUGGUCGUAAGUCUAGGCGGUCUCGUUCUGAAAGUGAAACAUCUACUAUGGCUGCCAAGAAAAACCGGCAAUCCAGUGAUAAACAGAAUGGCCGAGUUGCCAAGGUUAAAGGUCAUCGGAGCCAAAAGCACAAGGAGCGGAUUAGAUUGCUGAGGCAGAAACGGGAGGCUGCUGCAAGGAAGAAAUACAACUUGCUGCAGGACAGUAGUACCAGUGACAGUGACCUGACUUGUGACUCAAGUACAAGCUCCUCAGAUGAUGAUGAAGAGGUUUCAGGGAGCAGCAAGACAAUCACUGCAGAGAUACCAGAUGGACCUCCAGUUGUAGCUCAUUUUGAUAUGUCUGACACCAGCUCUGACCCAGAAGUGGUAAAUGUGGACAAUUUAUUGGCGGCUGCAGUAGUUCAAGAGCACACUAAUUCUGUAGGCGGCCAGGACACAGGAGCUACCUGGAGAACCAGCGGGCUGAAUGCUGAGGCAGGUCAUUUGGAUCCAGGAUUCCUAGCGAGUGACAAAACAUCUACUGGCAAUGCACCACUUAAUGAAGAAAUUAAUAUUGCCUCUUCAGAUAGUGAAGUAGAGAUUGUGGGUGUUCAGGAACACGCGAGGUGUGUUCAUCCCAGAGGGGGUGUGAUUCAGAGUGUUUCUUCGUGGAAGCACGGCUCUGGCACACAGUAUGUCAGUACCCGGCAAACCCAGUCAUGGACUACUGUGACCCCCCAGCAGACUUGGGCUUCACCAGCAGAAGUUGUUGAUCUUACCUUGGAUGAGGAUAGCAGGCGUAAAUACCUACUGUAAUACAAUGUCACUGUGUUUCCUCUGCACUGUUUCCUUCCACUUCCCACUUCCUUCUCCUCUUUGUGACACAGAAGUUCAUUGUCAUAGCUUCAGCUUCAGAAGCUGUUUGUGGCGUUUGUAGAAUUGAAACUCAUGGAAACCUCCCCACACUUUUUUUUUUUUUUUUUUUUAAAUUAAAAGAAGUCACUUAGGAAAAUAACUUAUCACAGAAAAUAAUUUUUUCUUUCCCUCAGUAGGAAUAUGAGAAUGAUGAAUUUCAUUAGACAACUUCAUUUUACUUGGUGACUUGUAAUCUUAGGAAAUUUGCCUUCCUUUUAGAAUAAUAGUUCAAUUACCAAGUAAAAUGGAUUUCAGUUUUCGAAUCUUGUAUUUAUUUUUCUGUAUAAUAAAAUUAAUAUCUAGACUUGA
This is a messenger RNA of Sciurus carolinensis (gray squirrel), 2415 nucleotides long. RefSeq names its product arkadia (RNF111) N-terminal like PKA signaling regulator 2N (gene Ark2n). Gene Ontology annotation, biological process: ubiquitin-dependent protein catabolic process. The transcript is spliced from 6 exons. Bases 805 to 2007 code for a protein of 400 amino acids. Gene Ontology annotation, molecular function: ubiquitin protein ligase activity. The record is from RefSeq and is a predicted model, not a curated record. NCBI's taxonomy places the organism in Eukaryota, Metazoa, Chordata, Mammalia, Rodentia, Sciuridae.